UAUUAAAUGGCCAUUUUUCAUAUACCAUUACUCUUGGCUCUUCCCCUUAUUGCCUUUGCUGUCUAAUCCAAAAUUGAAGGCAAGGUCUUAUAAUGUAAAAUCUUCACCACCAAUUAUUAUUAAAGAAUUACAAAGAGAAUUUGUCUAAGAUGAUUCCAUACUCAAAGUUACACUCAAUUAUGGAUAAUAUGAAACCUUCACCUAAAAGAACGGAAUCUUUGCAUUGUAUAAUACUCUAACUUUAUCCUAGUUACAAUAUUCCCAAUGGAAGAUACUUCUUAGAAGUUCACUCUAGAUAUUUUGUUUAUGAAUCCGCAUUUAUUGAUGUAUAUACCAGCAAUAAAGGUACAAAUGUUGCAGUUUCAAAAAUUCAUCCAAUCUUAAGAUAAAGACCUAAAUAGCAAUAGUAAAGCAAACAAUAAAGAAUUCAAACAAGGGAUUAGAUGUUAUUUGAGAUUAUUUAAAGAAAAGAUUAUUUUGAAGUAAAAUAAAAAUUAAUAUAUUCCAAUAGAAAGAGGAAGAGUUAAGUUUAUCAUCAAUUUAUCAAAAUUAGUAUUUUUUUAUGAUUGCAAUUACAGUUGUUAUGUUAUUUUUUGUAAAAAAAAUGCCAAUGGGUAAUUUUUGAUUAAUUAUAAAAACUAGAGGAAUUAUAAUCAGCAGAAAGGGCACCAUAAUAAUAGUGAUGAUAAAUGUUGUAUAUAUAUAUAUAUAGAUAAGAAAUAG
Molecule: messenger RNA, 723 nt
Organism: Paramecium sonneborni
Lineage: Eukaryota; Ciliophora; Oligohymenophorea; Peniculida; Parameciidae
Source: the annotation of a GenBank genome assembly